AUGAUCUUCCAGCUAGAAGGCUCCAAUCCGCACGAGCAGGCCGAUCGGGUGGCCGGCGGGGUCUCGACGGCGUCCGAUGACGUGGCAGCUCUGGACCUGAACAAGGCCGGCGAAAACGGACACAGACAAGACACAAAUGGCGACACAGAUGGCGACACAAAUGGCGAUACAAAUGGCGACACAAAAGGCAACACUAGCAACAACAACAGAAACGAUAGUAAUGGGAAUGGCGGACACAAAGCCGACAGCGGGAGAGGUGGAAACAGCGACAAAAAUGAUAGCAAGAAUGAUAGCAAGAAUGACAGCAAGAAUGACAGCAAGACAGUCAGCAACAUUCCAGUUACACCCUCGGAAAUCUGGAUCUCGUAUCCAAUCAUCUCGUCUGUGGAAAAAAAGAACGGCGUGAUCCGAAUCCGCUGCAGAGACUUCACCUACCUGGCUCUGCACUUCCAUAACGAGCCUGAGGCCAAGGACGUGUUCGACAGCAUCCAGAAGCUGUGCUGCCUGCCAUCGGUCGAGCGGCUCUAUGCAUUCUACUACAAGCCCGGCAAGUCCGAGCGACGCUUCAACGGCUGGGCGGCCUUCAACCCCCAACAGGAGUUUGGCCGCCAGGGCGCCUUUGCCAAAAACAAGUGGCGAAUGACCUCGCUCAACGAAAACUACGCCCUGUGCGCCACCUACCCGCAGCAGCUCUCGGUACCCGCCUCGGUGUCCGACAAUGUGCUCAACUACGCUGCUCGGUUCAGGUCAAAAAACAGACUUCCAGUCUUGUCCUUCCACAACAGCUUCAACGGAUGCACCAUUGCACGGUGCUCGCAGCCGCUUGUGGGUCUCAAGAAGAACCGAUCGCCUCAGGAUGAGAAGGUGGUGGCGGAGAUUUUCGGAACCACCGUCAAUUCCGAGUACGAGACGCCGCGAGACAAUCUCAUCGUGGACGCCCGGCCCGUGGCCAACGCCGUGGCCCAGCAAGCGCUCGGAGCAGGGUCCGAGAACACAGACAACUACGCCCGCGGCUCAUGCACAAAGCACUACCUAGGUAUUGACAACAUUCACGUGAUGCGCGAUUCGCUUAACAAGGUCACCGAUGUGCUCAAGGACGGUGACUACAGCGAACUGGACUACGCUUCGAAAAAGGACGCACUUCAAAAGUCUGGAUGGCUCAAGUACACAACCAUUAUUCUAGAGGGCGCUGUGCUCAUGGCCAAGGCUCUGCACCUCGAGUUCAAGCAUGUGCUGCUGCACUGUUCCGAUGGCUGGGAUCGAACUGCCCAGCUGUCGUGCCUGGCCCAGAUAAUGGUCGAUCCCUACUUCCGUACGCUCAACGGCUUCAUGGUGCUGGUAGAGAAGGAGUGGUUGGCGUUUGGACACCAGUUCAACGAGCGGUCGGGCCAUUUGAACGGUCCACGGUCGUUUGUGGAUCUUACAACAACCCAAAAGCCCGCGUCGCAGUCAAACGCCUUCUCAGACUUUAUGUCUGCGGCUCGGGCGGCGACCCAGGCAGCCACGCAUGCCGCCACGUCUUCCAACCACCUCAAGAAUACCUCUCCGGUGUUCCACCAAUUUUUGGACUGUGUCUACCAGCUGGUGAGACAGUUCCCCGACCGGUUUGAAUACUCUGAGCGGUUCCUGCGUCGGUUGUACUACCAUUUGCACUCUGGUCAGUACGGUACAUUUCUGUACGACAACGAGAAGGAGCGAGUGCAGAAUCGAGUGUUUGAACGCACCACGUCAGUUUGGAACUACUUUUUGGCCCGCCGAUCGCAGUUCAUCAACCCGAAUUACGAUGGAGAGGCUGAGAUGAAACUGUCUGCUACAUUGGACGCAUUGAUUCUGCCAGACGUGGAAAACGUGACCUGGUGGUUCCAGCUGUUCGGAAUUGAGGAGACAGAUGUGGUUAUUGAGGCUAGCGAGACGGCCGCCACCCCCGUGCUAACUGCCAAAGCUGCCACGGAAGGUGUGCCUGCGAUGGAAACGCACGCGACAGAGGGUGAGGCUGUGGUUACGAAAGCGAAGGCUGAAGUGCCAGCUCCCGCAGUAGAUGCUGUGGGGAGAACCGUGGGGGGUAAAUCUGCGGCUGAGGGUUCAGUGAGUCACGUGGAGAGUCAUGCAGCUGGCGAGGGAAGCUCCGAGGGAAGUGGUGCGGCUGGUUCGGAUGCGAGUCCCACCACAACCACGGGGUCUUCUCCGUCCGAGGAGGAGCCUGUGGAGCAGGGAAAUCCGCUGGGAGACGUGACGCCGCGUACCAAGAUUCUGGAGAAGAAGCGGGUCCAUAUCCAACCGCUGUCUAACACGUCGGUGGAGUACGCCUCGUUUGAGUAG
Molecule: messenger RNA, 2319 nt
Organism: Yarrowia lipolytica CLIB122
Lineage: Eukaryota; Fungi; Ascomycota; Dipodascomycetes; Dipodascales
Biological process (GO): phosphatidylinositol dephosphorylation
Cellular component (GO): membrane
Molecular function (GO): phosphatidylinositol-3-phosphate phosphatase activity
Source: RefSeq, a predicted model, not a curated record